CAAGUGGGUGAUUAAGACCUGAUCAAACAAUAUAACCAUUGACAUUCGAAGUCGUCGCCCAAAGAGUUCAUGACUCUCAAACUCAAAGUGUAGGAAUAAUUCAUUUCACACGGUAACCAAUGACUACCACAAAAUAAGUCUUCCUAUAUAUCAAAUCCAAAACCAAUGAAAUUAUAUGUUUUCAUAUACCAAAUGACAAAUAGCAGCAUUUUAAAACUUCCAAAAUUUCUCUGACCAAACCAAUGGGAAGGCCAAAACCAGAGGACUCAAUUCGACAUUUCAGUCAUCCACAUCCAUUGUUCAACUCAUCUUUUAUUCCUCAAGACCAAUCUUCUUCUUCUUAUUGUUGCGUGGUUUGCAAGCUAAAACUCCUAAAUCUUCCAUCAUACUCAUGCAAACCUUGCAAUUUCCACAUCCACCUAAAAUGUUCCGAAUUACCUCAAAAAAUCAGACACCCUUUCGACAACAUCCAUCUCCUCUCUCUGAUCCCUUCUCCCAAAUACCAAGAAGGACGAUUCCGCUGCGACGCCUGCGGUAAAGACGGUGACGGAUUCGCUUACCACUGCGGAGACUGCGGAAUAGAUCUUCACACGGUUUGUGCCAACAUGCCUUCUCGAGUCACCCACCAAUCUCACCCUCACCACCAACUUUCUUUAACGUUUUCUGUAUCCGCUACGGCAUCUAGCUUCCGCUGUUGCGUGUGCCGUGGUCUAGGGUCUAACUCGUGGCUCUAUAGCUGCAGAGAGUGUGGUGCAUUCGAUGCUCAUUUGUUGUGUGCUAGAAGAAAACUAGCUACUCCUACAAAUAUGGUCCAACCUGUUCAAAACCGGAUGCAACCGCAGUUAAUUGGUACGACGCAUUUUGUUAAUAAUGUUCCUCCUAGCCCGGUUAUUAAUUAUAAUGCGUAUCCUUUGGUGGUGCCGACUACUACGAGUGAUAUGAUUAGACCGAUGAUUAGUGAGAUGAUUAAUAAUCUUGUAAGCAAUACGCCACAAAAUCCAAGCCAAGUCUCUCAGCUUCAUGAGUUGCUCGGACCAUUGGGAAUGGGUAGUGGCGGACCAAUUGAUGGAUCCGGUUCAUCUUCGUCUUCUGGUUUUCUCGGGUUUGAUCCGUCGGUUUUCACAUCAGUUGACCCAUCGGUGUUUGCUGGAUUUGAUCCUUCUUUGCUUUCUACUUUAUUCUCCGGACUUGAUUUCUUCUCCUAAUAAAGUGUUUUUGAUGAGUAUGCAAA
Molecule: messenger RNA, 1231 nt
Organism: Capsella rubella
Lineage: Eukaryota; Viridiplantae; Streptophyta; Magnoliopsida; Brassicales; Brassicaceae
Exons: 1
Coding region: 243-1205 (320 amino acids)
Source: RefSeq, a predicted model, not a curated record